Juglans regia (Persian walnut) is the source of this 848-nucleotide messenger RNA. Its product is annotated as ethylene-responsive transcription factor 13-like. The transcript has a single exon. Gene Ontology annotation, biological process: ethylene-activated signaling pathway; regulation of DNA-templated transcription. The record is from RefSeq and is a predicted model, not a curated record. Bases 27 to 848 code for a protein of 273 amino acids. Gene Ontology annotation, molecular function: DNA-binding transcription factor activity; DNA binding. NCBI's taxonomy places the organism in Eukaryota, Viridiplantae, Streptophyta, Magnoliopsida, Fagales, Juglandaceae.
ACUUCAAGGCCACAAGCUUCUUCACGAUGAAUCUGUACGAGCUCAAGAAGCACGAACUUUACAAAUAUAAUCAGUGUAGGACAGAGCAGGGCCCGAUGGAUUCCGACUUGGCUGUCCUCGAAUCCGUUCGAAGGUAUCUUCUUGGCGAUUUCGAACCCACUGGGAGUACUUUUUACUCGGCAAUGGGUUUCGACAAUGCUAACGUGGUUUGUAGUGACGUUUGUCUUCACGAGACUUGGGGUACUGGUACUGGUUCAUUGCCGUUGAAAGCGGACAACGCCGACGUUUACGGUCCUCUGCCUGAUGCCGUGAACUUCGGAUGGGCUCCGAAGAAUGGAGUUGCAGUGACGGCGCAAAUUAUGGAGCAUUCGGAAGUGGCGGUUGCGCGGGAUUGUCAAGUGCCGCGUUUUAGGGGAGUGAGGAGGAGACCGUGGGGAAAAUAUGCCGCGGAGAUAAGGGACCCGAAGAAGAACGGCGUGAGGGUGUGGCUAGGGACAUACGAGAGUCCCGAGGACGCGGCGUUGGCUUAUGACCGGGCCGCCUUUAAGAUGCGCGGCUCCAAAGCUAAGCUCAACUUUCCACACUUGAUCGGUUCAGAUAACUGGGAGCCGAUCAGAGUGACCCCAAAACGCCGUUCGUUGGAACCUUCAUCGACAUCGUCGGAUACAGUCUCUCCGAAGCCCAAGCGAAGCAAGAUCAGAAGAGGUGGCUCGACGGCUCUAAUAUUAGAGGAUUCAAGUGAUCAGCUUAUAGAAAGUUCAUGCAGGAGCUCGUCGGUCGUUGAUGAUGAACUUGAAGAAUCAGUUACAUGGUCAUGGCCGUUGCCUUUAGAUCACUUGAAUAUAUAA